This is a messenger RNA of Pseudocercospora fijiensis CIRAD86, 186 nucleotides long. RefSeq lists its product as uncharacterized. The record is from RefSeq and is a predicted model, not a curated record. The transcript is spliced from 2 exons. Bases 1 to 186 code for a protein of 61 amino acids. NCBI's taxonomy places the organism in Eukaryota, Fungi, Ascomycota, Dothideomycetes, Mycosphaerellales, Mycosphaerellaceae.
AUGAACGAAGUGAAGUGGGAUUUAUUGAACUUUGCUCCGCCAUUCUCACAGUAUGACACUCUUGGUCUUGGAUGGGGCAACAGUCUCCUAGCAUUCAUCGGCAUUGCACUUCUGCCCAUACCCUGGAUCUUAUAUAAAUUUGGCGGGCGUAUGAGGGCACAUCCGAGAUUCCAGAUGCAAUUUUAA